Messenger RNA from Polistes canadensis, 1264 nucleotides. RefSeq lists its product as uncharacterized. NCBI's taxonomy places the organism in Eukaryota, Metazoa, Arthropoda, Insecta, Hymenoptera, Vespidae. The record is from RefSeq and is a predicted model, not a curated record. The transcript is spliced from 3 exons. Bases 247 to 819 code for a protein of 190 amino acids.
AUCUAGCUACCUUACCUUUAGUCAUGGCAGACAUUUCGUGAGUCGCUCUUAUCAGGAAUAAAGUAUAUUUCCUUGUCAGAUAAAGUGAAAUACUAACUCAUUACGGGAUUUCACAUUUACUUAUUUCUCGUACUAAAAGACUCAUUAGAAUAAAACGUAUCAACAGUGACGUCCGGGAAGUGACCCCAAAAACCUUUUCAUUCGUUCGUUUUUAAUUUUUCUCUUCAAGUAAAAGAAACGUGGAAAAUGGUCGAAGGUAUAUACGCUAUGGAGCAGAUUUUCAUAGACGAAGAAACAGGUGAAAGUUUAAUGCAAUCUCUCCAGGACAACUUAGAGAUGCAUAAUCCUAUUUGUUCAACAAAUAAUGUUGAAACUGGUGAACCCGAAGUUAAUUUUCAAGGGAUUACGCAAAGAAGUAGAAAAGUACCUUUUCAGAUACCAAAACAAGUGAAAGAUAAUAUGAUGCCUAAGAAAUCAGGCUGUAAAUUAAAUAAUAUGGAAAUGGAACCAGUUCCAAUAGGAUCAUCUUUCGGACAAGUAAAUCCAAUUUGCUUGUUUCUACCAGCUAUCAUAUAUUCUCGUUGGUUUUUAGUAUUACUUAUGAUAUUUGAAGUUAUUCUACAUGUUUGGGCACAUCGCAAAAAUAAGUUAUUGAAAAAUGCUAGCGUCUACUUCCGCUCACCAUUCCAUGCCAUAUCUUCUGAAUUUUGUGCUCUUUGUCAAAAUGAAACUUGCAUGUAUCAAGUUGGAAAAUUGCAACAAAAACGUAUGCACAAAUUCUUUCGACAAUGUAAUUACAUGAAAAGAAUAGUUACGUGAAACAUCUUCAUAAAAGAUGAAAACAUAUUGUACUGUGUCAUUAUAGAUAAAUAUUUGAUCAAGUUUGGCAUGCAUUAGACAUUACUAUUUUACAUUAAAUAAUCUAAACUGUCUAAGGAUACCUUAAAUGCAAAUUAUUACAAUAUUAGUAACAAUUUGGUGAUAAACUAAUCUAUUUGUAAUGUAUAAGUAACUGUGCUAACAAAAAUCAAAAGUAAAACUAAGUAUAUUUUUAUACAUAAUAGAAGGUGGAAGAUAAGCAUUCUAUUUAAUGAACAAACAGUUGAUAAUAGAAUACAGUUAAGUAAUCAUUAUUCAUAUAUUUUUGUUCGUAUAGUAAAAGUAUUUUAUUGUUAUGACAUAGGCGCUUAUAUGAAGAUUUUAUUUUUAUACUUAUUAAAUUGUUAUUAAAUUAUAAUAUUAUCAAUAAAAGUAUUUACCUAAA